UUAAUAUAAAGAAACAAAGUAACCUGUCACCAAUCUCCGUAUUCCAUUUCUGUAAAUUCUCAGAGAUUUUCUUCGAUUCUCCUUAAUCUCCUAAACUAUCCAUAUAUAUUCAUUACACAACUUUACCUAUUCCACAACUCAAACACAAACACACACACACAUACAAAAAAAAAAAACCCUAAUUUUCCAUCAGAUCUCCGAAACCAUGUCGGCGAUCAUGAAAACUCUUUGUUUCUCUUUCAUCAUUCUCUCUUCUUUUGCAACUCUCUUCUCCGUCGCUGAUGCACGGAGGUUCAACGUCGGAGGUAACGGCGUUUGGGACAUGAAACCUCAAGAAAACUACAAUACUUGGGCUGAAAGAAACCGUUUCCAAGUCAAUGACACUCUCUAUUUCAAGUAUCCAAAGGGUUUAGAUUCGGUUCUAGAAGUGACGCAAGCUGAAUUUGAUGACUGCAACGUCUUUAACGCUAUCAAGAAGUAUAACAAUGGUGAAACUGUUGUGACUCUUGAUCGUUCUGGUCCUUAUUAUUUCAUAAGUGGUACUCAGGAACACUGUCGAAAGGGACAGAAGCUGGUCGUUGUUGUCCUCGGCGUCAGAAAUCACCCCAAGGUUCCUAUUUCUCCGGCGAAACCUCCUUCAUCGGCUCAGGCUCCUAAAGCUCAUUCCCCUGUUUCACCAGUCGCUCCUGCUCAAGCUCCUAAAUCUCAUUCCCCUGUAUCUCCCGUUGCUCCGGCGAAACCUCCGUCUAUGGCUCAACCUCCGAGAUCCUCUGUUUCUCCAUCACAACCACCUAAAUCUUCUUCCCCUGUUUCUCACUCACCAGCUCUCUCACAAUCGCAUGCUCCUAAGUCUUCAACCACUCCAUCUCCAUCCCCUGUUUCUCACUCACCAUCGAACGCUCCAUCUCACUCCCCGGUGACUCCAUCUCCAAGCCCUGUAUCUCAGUCACCAUCGAACGCUCCAUCUCACUCUCCUGUGACUCCAUCUCCAAGCCCUGUUUCUCAGUCACCAUCGAACGCUCCAUCUCACUCUCCUGUGACUCCAUCUCCAAGCCCUGUUUCUCAGUCACCAUCUAACGCUCCAUCUCACUCUCCUGUGACCCCAUCUCCAAGCCCUGUUUCUCAGUCACCAUCGAACGCUCCAUCUAACGCUCCGGCGACUACACCUCCAUCACCAUCCCCUGUUUCUACUCCAUCUCCUGUUCAGACUCCGGCAUCAUCUCCAUCUGAUUCGUCUACACCUUUGUCGCCUUCACCUUCGGACUCAACAACACCUUCCGCCGAUAACAUUACGGCCCCGGCGCCAAGUCCAAAGAAAAACUCAGCAAGUGGUGUGGCAGUUACUUCGGUUAUGACUACAUUAUUGAGUGCGGCUUUCACCUUUUUGAUGUUCGCUUGAGAUAAAACAAUUUGUGUUUUGGUGUUUUCGCUUUAGAUUUAUCUUUUUAUUCUAUUUCUGAGAUUUAUUGUUCUUGUCGCAACUCUUUCGGUUUUUUCUCUUUGUGUCGUACUUUCACAUUAUUGGACUAUUUUUUUUGGUCAUAAAUAUCAUUUCGUUGUUCUAAGCAUUA
Messenger RNA from Camelina sativa (false flax), 1571 nucleotides. RefSeq lists its product as uncharacterized. Gene Ontology annotation, molecular function: electron transfer activity. The record is from RefSeq and is a predicted model, not a curated record. Lineage: Eukaryota; Viridiplantae; Streptophyta; Magnoliopsida; Brassicales; Brassicaceae. Gene Ontology annotation, cellular component: plasma membrane.